AUGCCCGGGGUGGAGCUGCUGGUGCCGCUGCUGUUGACGGUGUGCGCGGGGGGGUGGCCCCACCCCACCGCCGCGCGGCCCCGCGCGCUGGCGGAGGGCCCGGGCCUCACCCACGCCGAUCUCGUGCGGCUUUUGCACGCCAACCCGAACCGCAUCUUCGGCCUCGGCCUCCCGGCCGGCCCGGGGCGGAAGUUCAACACCACCGCGGCCUGGCGCGUCGACCAGGCCGCCCUGCACUCCAAGUGCGGCUGGUCGCCCUACCACGGCUGGCAUCUCAUCGGAAAGGCCAUCCAGGAGGACUAG
This is a messenger RNA of Phytomonas sp. Hart1, 303 nucleotides long. Lineage: Eukaryota; Euglenozoa; Kinetoplastea; Trypanosomatida; Trypanosomatidae. The record is from the annotation of a GenBank genome assembly.